AUGAGUGACUUAGAACUUCUCAGGGAACUUGGGCAAAAGAAAUUCCAAGACCAAGCAGUCUGGAUGUUGAAUGCGUUGUGGCUGAAAGAAAAAGAUGCCCACGCAGAAGAGAUCUGGAAUUUUGUGAAUCUUUUUUCAUCUCUUGAGCAAGAGAAUGGGAAAGAAGGCAAUGGUUUAGACGAAGUCAACAUGCACCGAGUUUUUGAGAAACUUGGAGCGCAGCAGACGUUCCAAGAGAUGAGAAAUCACAUGAGAAAGGUUGGAGUGACUUCUUUCAAAAAGAUUUCUAUGAUCAACUUCCUUAUCUUCUAUUUUAAGCAAGACUUUGCCGAAGUUGUUCAUGCGCCUCAAGGGGGUAAUCAAGAGAACAUCGAAAAGGCCAAACACAUGUUAGAGGAAGUCACCGUCUUAUUUGAAAGUGCACAAAAGAAAGCCGAAGAGGCCAAAGCCGCUGCUGAGGAAUCCAAAAAUAGAACUGCCGAAGCCAAAAAGGCCUUUGAGGAUUCCGCUCAGAAAGCCGAAGAAAGUAAAGCCGCUGCGGAAGAAGCGACUAAAAAGGCAGAAGAGGCUUCUGCGGCCAAAGACGAAGCUACACAAAAAGCAGAGGAAAGUGCACAGAAGGCAAAUGAAGCUACACAGAAGGCUGAAGAGAGCGCAGCGGCUGCGGAAGAUGCGAGAAAGAAAGUCGAAGAAGCUGCACAGAAGCUCGAAGAGAGUGUGAAGACGGCUAAAGUUGCUACCGAUGCCGCGGAAGUUGCUAAGAAAGACGAGGACGAAGCUAUUGAAAGACAAAAAGAGGCGCAAGCUGCUGAAGACGAAGUGACAAAAGCUUUGAAUGAAGUCAAGUCACAAGAAGAAGCAAAAGAAAACAAGAAAGCCGCUUUGAAGAAGAAAAUUGAAACUGCCGGAUUAGUCGCAAAGAAUGCUGCUAUUCAGGAACUCGCUAAAUUGGACAAUGAAGAUGAUUUGCCAUUGAGAAGAGCUAAAAUUACACUCGAAGCAGCUCAGAAGAGAGCUGCCAAGCCUGUAAAAAUUGCUACCGAAGCAAGAGAAAAGGCUUCAGCGACUGCUAAAGCCGCUGAAGAGGCUAAAGAGGCCGCAGAAGCUUCUAAACAAGCAGCCGAAGAAGCACACAAUGCAGCUGAAACUGCUAAGGAACAAGCUGAAGCCGCUCUUCAAGCAUCUAAUGAAGCCAAAGCACAAGCCGAAGAAGCACUUGAAAAGUCGAAUGCUGCUAAAGCUCAGGCUGAAGAAGCUGAACGCCAGGCAGUUGCCGCGAAGGAAGACGCCGAAGAGAAGUUGCGACUUUCUAAUGAAGCGAAACAACAAGCCGAGGAAGCACAAGCAAAAGCCGAAGAAGCUGAGAAACAAGCCAUCGAAGCACAAGAACAGGCAGAAAAGGCUGUUGAAGAUGCAAACAACAAAGUCGCCGAGGCCGAAGCGUAUCUCGAAGAACAGAAGAAGAAGGCCGAAGGCGCGGGACAAGGAACAAUCUGGUUCAUGCAGAGAGAAGUCACUGAAAAGAAGAAGUUCAUGCCUGUGAGAAAGGGUGGUAUAGUUAAGAAUUAA
Messenger RNA from Entamoeba invadens IP1, 1569 nucleotides. RefSeq names its product trichoplein keratin filament-binding protein, putative. The coding region runs from base 1 to 1569 and encodes 522 amino acids. Gene Ontology annotation, biological process: actin crosslink formation; signal transduction; parallel actin filament bundle assembly. Gene Ontology annotation, molecular function: actin filament binding. The record is from RefSeq and is a predicted model, not a curated record. The transcript has 2 exons. Gene Ontology annotation, cellular component: cortical cytoskeleton; membrane. Lineage: Eukaryota; Evosea; Mastigamoebida; Endamoebidae.